GUAACUGAGAAGGAAUUGCGGAAAUAUUACAUACCAACUGAUUACACACCCAAGAGACUUAAAGCCAGAACUGAUGCUAUACGACAGCUGUAUAAAGAACUAUUAGAAAACCUUAAAGUUGAUACCAAUAAGCUCAAGCAGCGAGAAAAGAAAGCCUUAGCUCAGCUCACAUUCUUUAUGAAAAACUCUUUCUCAUCAUUCGGUGAAGGGAACUACUAUACUGGAGACUGGAUGAUGGGGCCUGACCAGUUUUGCUACAAAUCUAUAUGUUAUAUCGAGAAUGAGAUUCAUAAUGAAUUGGCAAAUUUCAAGCCGUCAACAGUCAAGGAGAUGGAAGCAUUUCGUGAUACGCUGAUCAAGUUAAACAAUACUUUUGGUCAGUAUGUUGAGAAUCUCAAGUUAGGUGUUAAAGCAGGCAUGGUUGGAUCACAAGAGGCUUGUUUAACUGGGUAUUACGCAAUCGGACAAAGAUAUCCAAACAUCUAUAGGGAUGGUGCAAAAGGCAUAUUUGAUGAAGUGUACGUCAAGGAUGUUUUAGAUCCCAAAUUCUUACUCAAACUACAAGACGACGUAAGACAACUUCUGUUAUGGCGUCAGAAAUAUGCCGAAAAAAAGCUGCAGGACUCGCUUCGAGAAUACUUACUAGAGUACCUGGGAAAACCCAUCGACAGAAUGCUCAAAUACCUUAAGUACGAGUACCAGUCGCACUGCGUUCCUAGUUCAGUGUCCAGCGGUCUAUCAUCGCUGCCCGUGCCAUUUAUCUACGUCAAUGGUUCCGCUGACCGCGAUUUUCCAACCACCGGUAAACUGCCAACAGGAGAGAAGCUAAGCGGUGCUAAAGCCUAUGAAUACAUUUUAGAAUACUUUACUACAACUGAAUUGAGUCCAGACGAAGUGUUUGCGAUUGGAAACGAAACUUUACAUCAGCUGUAUCCACAGGCGUUAGAAAUAGCACGUCAAGUUACAGGCCAAAGCAACUAUACACUGGCCAAACAGAUGUUCGUCAAACGUUUGAACCAGUCUGACAUGUAUUACGGUAAUGGCGUAAUACCAAAGAACGAAUCUGGUAAAGAGGCACACGAUGCAUGUAGAUCUAUUGAAACCGCUAAAGUAAACUGCCCGAAACGUUGGGACGCCAUGGAGAAAUGGUUUACUGAUGCGAGACAGACAAUGGCCAAACUCGAAGGCAAAAUUAUCGACAUGUUUUACUUUACUGGAAGCAAGAGAACAACACCAAGCUGUCCAGCAACCCUUGAACCAGAUUUCACGCCUGAGAGUGCUGCGCARAGUUAUUCACGAAGCGAUGCCACGUGUUCUCAUUCUGCAUCGUAUUACAUCCCGUUCUUUAUGGAUAGACCCGGUCCGAGAUUCGAAGAGUGGAGCGUCAACGCCCAUGAGGUUAUGCCUGGGCAUCACUUACAGGACCAGGGCAAUGUUGAAAACUUUAUGGAUUCCUGCAAAGGUCUCAUAGGCUGGGUCCAGUCUACCACAAUUGACUCGUUCACCGCGUUCGUGGAAGGUUGGGGUCUAUAUGCAGAAAAYCCAUUGAUAUCUGAAGGGACUAAAGUAUACGAUAACGAGCCACUGUAUCGAUAUGGCAUGUUGAAAUGGCAGAUCUGGCGGGCUUUGCGUCUCAUAGUUGACACAGGCCUUCACUACAGGAACAUGUCACGUGAUGAAGCCAUCAAAAUGUUUGAAGAAUAUGCGUGGGACAGCGGUGAUUCCGUUACUAAGGAAGUCACCCGUUACCAAGGCAAUCCUGGACAAGCAACCUCGUAUAUGAUUGGUCAAAGGCUUUUGUUGAAGAUCCGUGAGUACGCAAAGAAAGAGCUUGGCUCGAAAUUCGACUUGAAGGAUUUUCAUUUUCAGGUUCUCUCGCAGGGCACAGCACCGCUAAGCUAUUUUGAAGACCACAUUAAGAAAUACGUAGAGUGUGCUAAGAGCCCGUCAGGCGAUUGUCAAAGUUUGCUGAACCCACCCAAACCAACGGCGUCAAAAGUAAUGGACGACGAAACUGGAACGAAACGGGACAUCAUUAGACCUCAUACCAAACCAGUUAUAAAACCGGUUUUUCGUCGAUUUCACUGAUUGGCUAUAGCUAUAAAACCAGUUACUGGUCAAUUUUAUACAGCUUGAACAGAGAUAUAAAGCCGGUAUAACUAUGCCGAUAAAWCCAGUUAUCCGUCGCCUGACAUUACGAAUAGCUUAUGGAAGAAAACCGGCUAAAUGUCACUAUUACUGACUUACUGUGGCGAUAAMAUCGGCUAAAUGUCACUAUUACUGACUUACUGUGGCGAUAAAAUCGGUUGAUGGUCGAUACAACUAUUCGGCUAUCGAUCGAUCGAUCACUCCUGAUUGACAUCAGAUCUUGCUGAUUGCUAUUUAGUAGUUACACAAUAUCAUAGCGACUUCAUUAAUACAUGGCUAUAUAUAGUAAAGGCUUCUGUGGAUCAAGAUGUUAAAUCAGGAAUGACUCUCCAAUGGAUGAGCGGGAUCAUGAAUGGCUGUAAAUAAUCUGAACAGACCAAUACGAGAACUAGAAGUGAAUGAGUGCACAGACCAUUUAAAACCAAACAACAUGGAGACAGUGAUAUAGUUCACAUUGGCUCCUUUGCAACCAGAAGGCCGCCAUCUUGAAUUAUCAGGAAAUUAUGGGAUGUUCAGGUUGCAAAAGUCCACAUUGCUACUAGAAAGAUCGUGAACAACUGCCUAGGAGAAUAAUUUCGUGCUUCAAAAGUUGUAUUUCAAAUAUAUGAUAUAUUACAAUAAUGUAAUGAAUGUAGAGAUUCUUGUUUCGUUCACCCGGUAUCCCAUACUUUCUCAUCGACAAAAGGACUUUUGCAUGAAACGAUCACAUGGUACAAGAUCCACCAUACUGRAUGGCAAAACACCCACUGGGGACGUUUAAAACAAAGAAAAGUCAAGCUUGACGGGCUGCGCUCCUUUUGUUUUUGAGGUUGUUUACAUUCUUGUGCCAUCCAGUAUGGCGGAUUUAGUUCCAUGUGAGAGUUUCAUGCAAAAUGCCUAUUAUGCCAUCUAUAUUGCUCUAGACCUUGCAGCAUCAACAAAAUGACGGUUGUCGCGAGUCAAUCAUACUACAAAAGUUCGCCAGUAUAGACAAGACUUUAUAAUAUAAUACUAGAUAGUUAGUGUAUCUAUCUUAUAGCUCAUUGUUAAAAUUYACUUUCUUGCAUUACAGACACUUUGCUUGCAAUCAAUAGAAYAAUAAAUCCAAAACAGAAUCCUCCAGCUGGUUCUGACAACAA
Molecule: messenger RNA, 3266 nt
Organism: Exaiptasia diaphana
Lineage: Eukaryota; Metazoa; Cnidaria; Anthozoa; Actiniaria; Aiptasiidae
Exons: 8
Coding region: 178-2088 (636 amino acids)
Source: RefSeq, a predicted model, not a curated record